This is a messenger RNA of Polistes canadensis, 4979 nucleotides long. RefSeq names its product BAI1-associated protein 3-like (gene stac). NCBI's taxonomy places the organism in Eukaryota, Metazoa, Arthropoda, Insecta, Hymenoptera, Vespidae. The record is from RefSeq and is a predicted model, not a curated record. The coding region runs from base 436 to 4143 and encodes 1235 amino acids. The transcript has 19 exons.
CCUUUGACGUGUUCGUUAUAUCGGCGCAACUGUCAGCCGGCACCUUGCACCGCACAUUUUCUUAUAUAAAAUCGAUAAACUUGUACGUACAGUUCUUCCCAGUGUUACCGCUAUUCAAGACAAAUCUUACCACCUGCGUUGGUCUUAAGAAAAAUCCUAGGUGUGUCUCGCGUUUUUGUUUAACUACGAAGCACAUAACGGGUAAUACGUUAUAAGAAAGUAAUAAAAAAAGAAAAAAAAAGAAAAAGAAAAACGCAAUUUUGACGUGUGUAUGCUAUGUGCGUACGAAAAAAAACUAAUAAAAGAAAUAAAAGUAAAAGCUAUCUAACGGAAUAAUUAAUGUCAAUGUGAAUCUCCAUCGUUUUUAAUAAAACAUUCAUUUCGAUUAAUUGAUUAUUAUCCGUGACUGAGAUCUAAUCGAUCAAUUUAUCCAAGAUGGAUGAAGAUGCCAUGUGGAAAAAUUUCUAUCAUAAAAUUGUUGAAGAAAAAGAGACGAAAGAGAAGGAACAGAAGGAACGCACGGAUCAUGAAUUAAGGAAGAAAGGACUAUACAAAAUGGCACAUUUCCAUAAACUGGACGAGAAACAUCCUUAUUACGCGAUAGCUGCUGUUCGUAUGUCGCAAAAGCCAGAAACUAAACCAGUUACUACGGCUAGCAUCUAUUGGAAAUUCGCAGCAUUCAACUUUAUUUCUAAAAGGAUACAGGAAAUCGAUGGCGGCUUCUUCGAAAAUCUUGGCACGUUGCUGGUCGAAAAAGUACGUGCCCAAGAAGAAAUUGAAGGACCACUUCCAAAAAAGAAAGAAGAAACAGGAGGUGAAGACGAGGAUAGUUUCAGCGAGGUGGAAAGCAUCGAGGAACCAACUGAAGCUUUAUUGGAAACUGACAGUGAUCGAGAUGAGAAAGAACAUGCACAUAAUUUUUUGAUAGAUUCCGUUGGCUUAAACAUCGAGGAACUUUACACUGCCCUCGUGUAUAUGACACAACAUCAAAUCGGAUAUGAUGUUACUAACGAGUGCGCACAAGAAGCUUUGUUAAAUCAUUUGCAAAAUGCAUUCAAAAUCGACAAUGAAACUCAUGAAAGAAUUAUUGAAGAAACCCAAAACAUGGAGCCUCCAGAAAUGCGUCUUAGUGUAGAAGUGAUCGAAGCUAAGGAAUUGGUAUCCAAAGAUGCUAAUGGAAAAAGUGAUCCCUUUUGUGCUCUUUAUCUCGAAUCGGCUCCUACUAGAAGAUACAAUACUGCUGUAAAAACGUUCACGCUUAGUCCAGUAUGGGAAGAACAUUUUGAAUUACCUUUAGAUGAUCCAGAAAACGAUGUUCUAUCUCUGGAAGUUUGGGAUUUCGAUGCAGCUGAAACUGUUCCUGAGAAAAUAAGUAAAGUUAAAGAUAUUAAAGGUGUUCGUGGUCUGGUUAAACUUGCUAAGGAAAUUGCUGUAACAGCCACAACUGGUAGUCAUGAUAACGAAUUUAUUGGACGUUGUCGAAUACCUUUGAAGGAUAUUCCAACGACUGGACAUACGAUGUGGUAUGUUCUGGAGAAAAAAAAUAAGACUAAACGACGAGGAGUUGUUAAAUUAAAAUUGGCCUUUAGCACGGAACAUAAUGCACAGGUUGCUGCUCAAGAACACAGACAUUUACUUAGAGUUUUGUUGUUAUACGAACUUGAAACCGAAAAAGUUGAAAAAUAUUGUUGGUGUGGUCGAUGGUCUGGUCCUGCAGAAGCUUUGAUUCUCCAACAUAGUGCACAACGUGGUCUCUUGGAUAGAAAUAUUGAUCUGGCACAAUGGAUCGAAUAUGCUAGGAUUCAUCAAGAACAUCCACUUAAUUUUAUGGUUUUUAAUAAAAUAAUAGUGGAUUUAUUAAGACCUAUGGAUAAUGGAUUAUUUUCUACAGACGAAACCAAAUUAUUUUGGGAUGCGACUAGGAAAAUACUUUAUUCUUGUUUAAACAGUAUAAGGAAAAUAAGAAGAUUAGUUCUAGGAGAUAAGAAUGCCAUGACACAGUUAUCGGCUAUUUUAGGGAUAUUAUCGUCCAUUUCCACUCUUAAAAUUCCGGAAGAUUUUGAUCUAUUUCCUGCGAAGAUGUAUUCUUGGUUUCCAGAACCAGACGGUACAAAAUUGGAUGUUUUUCAAGGCUUAGAAAAUACAGUUAUACAAGGUUGUGCUGAAUGGUAUGAACACAUCAAAAGUAAUACUACUCCUGAGACUGAUUCGGACGAAGAUGUACUCAGAUUCCAAAUUAAAAUAAUUCAAUUAAUCAGAGCAGAUUUACAACGAUCUAUAGAUCAUUACGACAAAUUGUUCAUCAAAAAAAUGAAUUUCCCUUAUACAAGAACAUUGUAUGUUAUGUACGAAGAAAAAAUAAGUGAUAUGUGCAUGGAUGUUGUGGAAGAUUUGUGUGUAAGAUUGAAACGUAUAGAAGUUGAUAGUAACAAUGAUGCUGAACUAAAUCUUGGUACAACUUUAUUCGAACUUUAUCUCACGUUACAACGAUAUGCUGUAUUUGGUCAAAUGGUCUGUGCAGAAGGACAAUUAGAAUCUAUGAAAAUCCAAAAUUAUCACGAUUGGUUUAGAGGUGGUGUGGCACAUUGGUUGGAUAUUGCAGUGUAUAAAGCUUUGAAACGAAUUGAUAGAGCUGUCGAAUUUGAUACGUUACAGGCUGUUGAUAAUACUGUGCAAUAUACAUCCAGUGCAGUUGAUACCUUAACAAUUUUUUAUCAAAUUAAAGUUUUUUGGACACAAUUGGCAUGGCCCGAUGUUGAAGGAUCUUAUACAUUUAUAGCUAAAAUUAUAGACGAUAUUUGUAAGUGUUCCAUUGCAUAUGCUGAUAAGAUGGCUACAAAAGCAGAAACUACGACAGAUUUAGAACAGCUCAAUGAAAGUAGUGUCUAUGAGAGAAAAUUUGUAGUAUCUAAUGCCUGGUGUUUUGCUAUUAAUAAUAUUGAUUAUAUCAGAACAUCGAUUGGACCAUUGGCGAAUGAUUUGGGUCUUCAAGCUAUCGUCGAUGCUUUAAAAGAAAAUAAAACAGAAGAAGAAGCCGAUCGUUGUAAACAAACUCUUGAAUUGAUAAUCGCUAAUGCAGCAGAUACCGUUAGGAAUAAAAUUAUUGAAUUAUUAGAAUUUGUAGCUCACAAAAUGGCUCCUGCUAUGAGUAGGUAUCUCAUGGAAGGUGCUGAAUUAAUAGAUACAACUAGUAAUGCUAUGGAUCGACUUUUGCAAUAUCUUGAUUCUAAUUUAACAACAUUACACGACAAUCUUAGUCAGGAUAAUUUUGAAAGAGUUCUUCUAGUUAUUUGGGAGAUUAUGUCUGAAACACUUUAUCAAUUAGUUGAUAGUAAUUUAGAAAAAAGAAGACCACCUUCUUUCUACUCUAAUUUACACCGGACACUUCAUACGCUCAUUAAAUUUUUCAAUCUCGGUGCAGACGAAACGUCGAACGUACAGGUUUUAGAGAAGAUUGAAGAACUUUUGAAACUUCACGGUUUGGAAACAGCUGAGCUUAUUCAUCGUUAUAAUCAAGAUCGAUUGAACGAACAGAAAGAGAUAGAAGAAACUAUUUAUGGCCUCCUCACUGUAAAAGCCUCCUUCUUGAACAAUUCAUUGAACAUUCAAAUUCUCAAUGCCAGAAAUCUACGACCGAUGGAUAGUAAUGGAGAUUUUAUAGGCAAGCUGUCUACUCUCGAGCGCAAACUGCACUCUAAAUCUAAACAAAGACUGAAAGAAGGGAAGAAAAGCAAAUGUGAUUCUUAUGUUAAAAUAAGAUUGUUGCCGGAAAACAAAUUUAUCGACAACAAGACACCAAAGACACACGUACAAAAAGAAACUUUGUUCCCUCUUUUCGAUGAAACUUUUAACAUUCCUCUUACCGAAGAACAGAGAGCUAUAGAGGAUGCUAUAGUAGCCUUUGAAGUUAAAGACAAGGAUUUCUUACGAACUAGAUUUAUGGCUGAAGCCUUUCUAGCAUUCCGUGAAAUUCCAGAAAUGGGACCAGAUAAAGGAAUGGAAUCAAUGGAACAAAUUCAUUUAAAACUUUCACGGCCAGGCAAUAAACGUACGGACGUAAUUCGGGCCUUAGAACAUAGAAAAGGAGACAACCAAGCAAUGGAUUUCAUAUCUAAAAUACAUAAUAAAUCUAAUGCAAAAUAGUAGGAAAACCUAUAAACAUAAAAAGUCAUAUCGAACAACGUCCAUAAGUGUAGCUAUUAUCACUCAUUGCCUUAUACCAUUGUUAUUUUUAAUAAAUUUUACUAUUUAAAAAAAAGAAAAAAAAAAGAAAAAAAAAUAUUUCUCAUAAGUGUAAAUAUAAUAUUUAAAUUUGACACAAUUGAUAUUUAAUUUGAAAAAAAUCAUUUUAGACUGUUUAUGUGUAACAUUUCUAUACUUUCCCAGAAUAUUUAAAAGUUAUCGCAUUUCAUAACGUUAAGGAACUUAAAAGGCUGAAUAAGUCUUACACAUAUUCAGUACGUGUAUUUCUAUACAUAUGCGAACGUCUAGUUUAACCCUUUGAGUGCUGAAUACUCUUGACUGAAGCACUUCAUAGGAACGAAAUAAUUUAUAGUUAAUGUGAGUUUCGUUGAUUAAAUAUACUAAGAAAAAUUAACAAUAAAUUAUAAUUGUUUUUCUUUCAAAAGUGAAAUCACAAGAAAAUUUAUUUCGAUCAUAAUAUUUUGGUGUGACAAAAACUCGAAACAAUUAUUAAUACACAAACCAAUAUUGCAUCCUUGUAUUUAAAUCUACAAACGCAUAUAUACGCUUAUAGUCCACAUUGAUAACUUUAAUCAAAUUCAUAUAUGUGUCUACAGGACUCAAAGGGUUAAUAAGAUGAUAUUUAUAAAAUAUUGUUUGAUAAGAUAAUACUGAUGUGGCAAAAAUAAUUUUACAUCGAAUACAUGUACAUAGAUAAAGAUGUGUUAAGUCAUUUAAUGUAAAUACGUAUAGCAGCAUUGUUAUUAUAACUGGUAAUUGAUAUUUUUAUAAUCUAC